Molecule: messenger RNA, 1020 nt
Organism: Achroia grisella
Lineage: Eukaryota; Metazoa; Arthropoda; Insecta; Lepidoptera; Pyralidae
Product: tigger transposable element-derived protein 1-like
Exons: 1
Coding region: 1-1020 (339 amino acids)
Cellular component (GO): nucleus
Molecular function (GO): DNA binding
Source: RefSeq, a predicted model, not a curated record
AUGCCACCUAAACAAGACAGUAAUAAUAAAGUGAAGAAGAGAGUAAGAAAGUCAAUUACAAUGGAGGUUAAAUCUAAGAUUUUAAAACUCAAAGAUCGCGGUUAUUCGACUUCAUCUAUUGGACGAGAACUUAAUUUAUCACGCACGACGGUACAAACAAUAUUGAAAGAUAAAGAAAAACUCUUAACAGCUCUUCCUUCCGUCUCUUCAAACAGCACUAUUAUACGCAAAAGGAAUGCUUUAAUUUAUGAAAUGGAAAAACUGUUGUACAAUUGGAUUCAAGAUCAAACUCAGCGACGGGUUCCUCUAAGUUUGGCUAUUAUACAAAAUAAGGCGCUGAGUAUCAUCAACACACUGCAAAAUAAACGUGGCGAGAAUAAUAGUGACGAAACAAAAUGUUUUUCUGCCAGUCGCGGAUGGUUCAUGCGCUUUAAAACGAGAUAUUCGUUACAUAACAUUCGAGUGCAAGGAGAAGCUGCUAGUGCCGAUCAUGUGGCUGCUCAGAGUUUUCCUGGAAUAUUAAAGGAAAUUAUCGAAAGUGGAGACUAUUCGCCUAAACAAAUUUUUAACGUGGACGAAACUGGUUUGUUUUGGAAAAAAAUGCCCUCUCGUACUUUUAUAUCACAGGAAGAAAAGUCUAUGCCUGGAUUUAAAGCGGCUAAAGAUCGUUUGACGUUGUUAUUGGGUUCGAAUGUUGAAGGUGAUUUUAAAUUGAAACCCCUUUUAGUUUAUAGGUCUGAAAAUCCUCGAGCUCUCAAAAAUUACGUCAAGAGUACUCUUCCAGUUAUAUGGAAGGCUAAUCCAAAGGCAUGGGUUACAUCAAUACUUUUUGAAGAAUGGUUUACUAAGCAUUUUAUACCUGAAGUGAAACAGUACUGUUCAAACAAUAAUUUGGCUUAUAAAGCUUUACUUAUUUUGGACAAUGCUCCCGGCCAUCCUGUGCGUAUUGCCGAUAUUGAUCCUCAAAUCAAAGUCGUGUUCCUGCCUCCCACUCUCGCUUUCCAAUUUGUUGCUUGUUGA